Pogonomyrmex barbatus (red harvester ant) is the source of this 476-nucleotide messenger RNA. RefSeq names its product cytochrome c oxidase subunit cyclope (gene cype). NCBI's taxonomy places the organism in Eukaryota, Metazoa, Arthropoda, Insecta, Hymenoptera, Formicidae. The record is from RefSeq and is a predicted model, not a curated record.
ACUGGAAACAGAUCCCUAGCACAGCACUUGACAUUACUUUACUGAGUAUCGUGGUCGACGGUCGAUAUACCCGUCCAAUUUUUGCGAUAUUCUUCAGAUUCAGCUACGCCGAACGUUGACAAAACACGAACGAGAUCGUUCAAGAUGUCUCUGGAGAAACCACAGCUCCGUGGCCUGCACAUGUCGCAGAUUAAAAAAAAUCUUGUAGGAAUGUUGAUAGUCAGUUUUAGUGCAGCUUUUGCGUUCAAGGUGAUGGUCGUUGAUAAAAGGAAGCAGAGAUAUGCUGACUUUUACAAAACCUAUGACGCGGAGAAACAAUUAAAGAUAAUGAACGAUGCUGGUCUCAUGCAAUCUUAUCUUCCUUCACAAAAGAAAUAAUAGAUUUAUGUGUACAAAUAAUAAGCGCAAUUCUGGAGAGAAUGAAAAAAUAGUUUUCUUUAUGGUUACAUAUAUGUAUAAUAAAUAAAUUCAAUUCA